Ruditapes philippinarum (Manila clam) is the source of this 3287-nucleotide messenger RNA. RefSeq lists its product as uncharacterized. The transcript has 9 exons. Lineage: Eukaryota; Metazoa; Mollusca; Bivalvia; Venerida; Veneridae. The coding region runs from base 830 to 2134 and encodes 434 amino acids. The record is from RefSeq and is a predicted model, not a curated record.
GGCUUCAUACAUUAAUCUAACUCCCGUACAUGGGCAACUCCAGGUUUAAAUGGAAAUUCUUAAAGAUUUAAUCCACUUAUCUCGUCACACUUACAGAUAUUUUGAGAGGCGAUUUUGCGAUGUAUAUAUGAAUUGUCGAAUUUAAUUUUGGAUGAAAGGGAUAAGAAAAUGACGAGUUAUAUAUAUCGUGGCUGAUUUGUGCCAUUCGUGUUUUCGCCACGCGAUCCCGCCAAACGAAAAGUAAAAAAUUAACAAGUUAAAAUGGCGGGGGCGCGGAGCGAGAAGUCGCUUAUAAACGAGGGCGCGGAGCAAAGUUUAAUAAAUAAAAACUUUGCCCCGCGGGGCGCGGAGCGAAAUGUAAGAAAUAAAACGGCGGGGCGCGGAGUGAAAACACGCGCCCCUUCCAUUUCAACUUGUUAAUUCUCGACUUUUCGCUUGGCAGGAUCGCGAAAUUUUUAUUUUUUAAAACUUCGUCCCACGCCCCCGCUAAUGAACGUGUUUUGACGUUGAAAUGAAAAUAAAACAAUAGUGUUUAUGAAAAACUAGAUCCUGUUGAAUGUAUCCGGUAUAUCUACAUUGCCUUUUCCUGUUUUCAUUAUCAAGGAUCUAUUUGAUUAUUUAUCAUCAAUAUAGUCACGAUGUUUUUUGAUGUCUAUCAUCACAAACAAUUUUAAAUAUUUUUAUAACUGUCAACACCAAAGUCCGUCUCUUAUUUUCACAUUUUAUAUUUUAAUAAACUAUUAAAAAAUAAUGUGUUAUUUAUGUGCCAUAAUUUGGAUGUAAAAUUUGAAUUCAUAAAGUAGAGAGAUUAUUUAAAUCGUAGAAAAAAAUGUCGGGAAUUUUAAAAGGAUUUGUUUUCUUUAUCGCAUUUACGUUCUUUAAAGUUUCUGGUGUGGAUUUUUCUUUUAGCAAGGAUAAAGUUUUACUGGGCAGCACAGGUACAUUAACUAUGACAUGCGAUGUGACUGGAACAGAUGUUGAUCUUUUUUACCGCAUAUGGAUAUAUAAACUUAAAUCAGCAACACGUUCUAUAAUACGUUGGGAAGUAUUAGCUAAAAUGGAAUUUGGAAAAAAUGCAACUACUUCUUUAAGUCAAGAUAUUGAAGCAGAUAGUAAAGAUUAUGUUGCUAGAGGAUCAUGGGAUUCUGACACACCUGCUAACACAUAUCUUGCAUUGUCUAUGAACAUAGAAAAGUUAGUUUGCAAUGAUGUUACAGCUUAUAAAUGUGAGAUGUAUUAUAAAAGUUCCACAACAGGAAGUAUUGUACAGUCUUACAAAAUUGCCACCUUCUCAGCAUUUGUUAAACCUCAAGUGACAUCAUUAAUUACAAGGAAGAAUGGUUUUGUAGUACAAGGAAUGUCACCAUCUGACAUAGCCACUGCUGAGGUAGGCGAUGAGUUAGAACUUACAUGUACUGCGAAUAUAGGUAGCUUAAAAGGAACACUCAUUCGGUGGAAUAGAACAUCUGAAACUUCACCAACCAAUGAAUUUAUUGGCUACGAACCACCUCAAGGUACUGUUGAUGAAGGCACUGAAAUUAGUGACAAUCAGUGCGGAUAUACCCGAGUGGCGUCAAUCAAGUACAACGCAACAGCAGCCGAUGCCAAAAGGGAUAACAAUCUGGCAUUCGAGUGUUAUGUUACCGUUACUGGAGAUCCGUAUGGGAAAUCUUUCACCUCUGAAAAUAAUCCGAGAUUUUAUACUGACGUCAAUAACCAAAGUAGUGGAGAGACAAACCGUACUAUGAGUACAACAGAUGGAAACGACAUAAGUAUAGCAGCAGGAGCUAUCGCCGCGAUUGUCACUGCGUCACUAAUUGUUAGUGUUCUAAUCGGUGCGGUUUGUAUAUGGCUUGUUUUAAAAAGAAAACGGGCAGAAACAGGCCUGAUGAAUCAAGAUCAGCAUCAGCCAACAUCAGUGUCACGAGAUACAGAAUUAAAUGUAUUGUCACUUUCACCAAAUACCUACGAACAACUUCAAAAUGGAACAGAUACUGAAAGCAGGAUGACUUAUGAUCUCUUAGACGCUUCAGCAAAUCCCAGCGCGGUACCAAACAGCCAAUCACAGUAUGAGAGUCUUGAACGGGAAGCAGGGGUAUCUCAAACGUAUGCAGAUCUAAAGCUUGGCCGAUAAAACAUAUUGGCAGAUUUGAAAGAUCUAUCUCGCUGCUUGGGUUCCUUUCAGUUUAUAAAUGUUUUUGUACACAAUCUUUAACUAUCUAUGAUUUUAAGGUUUAUUCAUAAAUACAAUAAAUAUUAUGUAGGGAUUAUGCCAGGACCAGACGAUGUCUUCGUGCAAUGGAAGUUAUUCCAGCAAUCCGAGUUCGAUCGAACAAACUAGUUGUAUAGAUGUGGAAGGGAAAAUCAAAUGUAUUUUCAUCUUUUUCCUUUUCAAUAAGAUAACUCGGCUUAAAGAGUUCUUCGUAAUUAUUUUUCCACUUUAAAGGGCCAUAUGCACUAGUUAUAAAUGUUUUUUGACACAAUCUUAACCUGUCUAAGAUUUUGAGGUUUAUUUGUACAUACAACAAAACAAUAAACAUUAUAUGGCGAUUACUUUGAGCGAAGGGAGUUAUUCGAGCAAUCCGAGUUCGAGCGAACCAAGUUAACUUUAGUUGUAUAGGUGUGACAGGCAGUCAAUUAUUAUCUUAUCCAUUAGAUAACUCGGCUUUAAAGGGUGAUUCUUCGUAUUUUUUUUUUUUCAUUUUCUCCAGUUUUAAGGGCUCAUAUCAUGCCGACGGAAGCUAUUAAUAUCCAGUUCAAAGUGUAAAAAUUAACAAAGGACAAUAACUCCAAAAUAAGGCAGAGCAGAGUUAUGGUUCUUUUACACUGCACAUCUACUUAAUGAGAUCUAUCUACUUACAAAGUUUCUUGUAGAUAUCUUUCAUGGUUUCAGAGUUAUUCCCCAGACAAAGUUCAAAUUGUAAAAAUGAACAAAAGGCACUAACUCCAAAAUUAGUUACGGCAGAGUUAUUGUUCUUUCGAACUGCAUUUUUACCCAAUGUGAUCUAUCUACCUUCAACGUUUCAAGUUGUUAUUUCUAACAGUUUCAAAGUUAUGUCCCAGACAAACUUCACUAUUUUCAAAUGAACUGUUUUCUUUAAUCAGCUUUCAUGAAGAGAACUCUACAUGUAUAUAAAGAUUUUCUACUAAAUAUAUAGAUUAAAAUAUGAAAAUGUUAUAUUUGUAUUUUACAUAAUGUACAACACGGUUCUCCUUCCAUUAAUAUUGUCAAAUUCAAUCAUUUUAAGUUUGUAAUAGCACAUGUAUUGAUAAACAAGUUCAUUUCA